Molecule: messenger RNA, 687 nt
Organism: Schistosoma mattheei
Lineage: Eukaryota; Metazoa; Platyhelminthes; Trematoda; Strigeidida; Schistosomatidae
Source: the annotation of a GenBank genome assembly
AUGAUGAUGAUGAUGAUGAUGAUGAUGAUGAUGAUGAUGAUGAUGAUGAUGAUGAUGAUGAUGAUGAUGAUGAUGAUGAUGAUGAUGAUGAUGAUGAUGAUGAUGAUGAUGAUGAUGAUGAUGAUGAUGAUGAUGAUGAUGAUGAUGAUGAUGAUGAUGAUGAUGAUGAUGAUGAUGAUGAUGAUGAUGAUGAUGAUGAUGAUGAUGAUGAUGAUGAUGAUGAUGAUGAUGAUGAUGAUGAUGAUGAUGAUGAUGAUGAUGAUGAUGAUGAUGAUGAUGAUGAUGAGGAUGAUGAUGAUGAUGAUGAUGAUGAUGAUGAUGAUGAUGAUGAUGAUGAUGAUGAUGAUGAUGAUGAUGAUGAUGAUGAUGAUGAUGAUGAUGAUGAUGAUGAUGAUGAUGAUGAUGAUGAUGAUGAUGAUGAUGAUGAUGAUGAUGAUGAUGAUGAUGAUGAUGAUGAUGAUGAUGAUGAUGAUGAUGAUGAUGAUGAUGAUGAUGAUGAGGAUGAUGAUGAUGAUGAUGAUGAUGAGGAUGAUGAUGAUGCUGAUGAUGAUGAUGAUGAUGAUGAUGAUGAUGAUGAUGAGGAUGAUGAUGAUGAUGAUGAUGAUGAUGGUGAUAGGAUGGAUUUCUCCGAUUAACUAUCUACAGAUAAUUUCAUUGGAAAAUAAACUCGUCACUAUUGGGUUGUAA